This is a messenger RNA of Rangifer tarandus platyrhynchus (Svalbard reindeer), 648 nucleotides long. NCBI's taxonomy places the organism in Eukaryota, Metazoa, Chordata, Mammalia, Artiodactyla, Cervidae. The record is from the annotation of a GenBank genome assembly.
AUGAGCUUCCUCUUUAGCCGCUCUUCUAAAACAUUCAAACCAAAGAAGAAUAUCCCUGAAGGAUCUCAUCAGUAUGAACUCUUAAAACAUGCAGAAGCAACUCUAGGAAGUGGGAAUUUGAGACAAGCUGUUAUGUUGCCAGAGGGAGAGGACCUCAAUGAAUGGAUUGCUGUUAACACUGUGGAUUUCUUCAACCAGAUCAACAUGUUAUAUGGAACUAUCACAGAAUUCUGCACUGAAGCAAGCUGUCCAGUCAUGUCUGCAGGUCCAAGAUAUGAAUAUCAUUGGGCAGAUGGUACUAAUAUUAAAAAGCCAAUCAAAUGUUCUGCACCAAAAUACAUUGACUAUUUGAUGACUUGGGUUCAGGAUCAACUUGAUGAUGAAACUCUUUUUCCUUCUAAAAUUGGUGUCCCAUUUCCUAAAAACUUUAUGUCUGUGGCAAAGACCAUUCUAAAGCGUCUGUUCAGGGUUUAUGCCCAUAUUUAUCACCAGCACUUUGAUUCUGUAAUGCAGCUGCAGGAGGAAGCCCACCUCAACACCUCCUUUAAGCACUUUAUUUUCUUCGUUCAGGAGUUUAAUCUGAUUGAUAGGCGUGAGUUGGCACCUCUUCAGGAAUUAAUUGAGAAGCUUGGAUCAAAAGACAGAUAA